AUGCAGCAGCAGCAGCAGCGGCAACCUCACCAGCAGCAGCACCCCCAGCAGCAGCAAUACGUCGCCCUUCAAUACGCCCAGCAGCAGCAGCAGCAGCAGCAGCAGCAGCAGCAGCAGCAGCAGCAGCAGCAGCAGUACGCGUCAGCAGCAGGGCUCGCCGGCGUGGGCUUUGACGCGUCCAGCACGAUUCUGCAGCUCCAGCAAAUGCAGCAGGCCGGCGCCGCAGGCGCCGCCGCCGUCGCCGUCGGCGGCGGCAUGGGGGCCGGCGGCGUAUACCAAGCCGCGUCGGCUGGCGCCGCGGCCGCCGGGGCGGGGGUGGGGGUGGGCGCCCAAUACCAGCUGGCGCAGCAGCAGAGCGCCGCGGGCGCGGCGGUGCAGUAUGGCAGCUACGUUCAGCAGCAGCACCACCCCCAGCAGCAGCAGCAGCAGCAGCAGCAGCAGCAGCAGCAGGCCGUGUCGUAUGGCGCCAUAGCUCAGGGUGGCCAGGCGCUGGAUGUGCUGGGAGCCUAUGUACCCGCGGCUGCCGGCGCGCAGUAUGGGCAGGCACGCGCGCAGCAUCACCAUCAGCAUGCGACGCUGCAGCAGCAGCAGCAGCAGGCGCUGCUGGGCGCCGGCCAAGGGCAGGGGGUGGUGUAUCAAGUGCUCCAGUACCCCCAAGGCACUGGGGCCGGCGGCUACACCACCGCCUAUGCAGCCGGAAUGCCGCAGGCGGCGGGACAGCAGCAACUCUGGCAGCAGCAGCAGCAACAGCAGCAGCAGCAGCGGCAGCAGCAGCAGGAGCUGCUGCAGGGGCUUCAUAUGGGGGAAACGCAAGUGGUGAACUUAGAUCCACCAGGCCUGGGCGACCCCAGCCCUGCUUAUUACUUUUAG
Molecule: messenger RNA, 870 nt
Organism: Monoraphidium neglectum
Lineage: Eukaryota; Viridiplantae; Chlorophyta; Chlorophyceae; Sphaeropleales; Selenastraceae
Exons: 1
Coding region: 1-870 (289 amino acids)
Source: RefSeq, a predicted model, not a curated record